This is a messenger RNA of Xyrauchen texanus (razorback sucker), 3562 nucleotides long. It is a transcript of the gene snn, whose product is annotated as stannin. The transcript has 2 exons. The record is from RefSeq and is a predicted model, not a curated record. The coding region runs from base 266 to 529 and encodes 87 amino acids. Gene Ontology annotation, cellular component: mitochondrial outer membrane. Lineage: Eukaryota; Metazoa; Chordata; Actinopteri; Cypriniformes; Catostomidae.
GAAUAUAGGAUAUUGGGUUUAGAGUUUGCUCUAUAAAAUAUAACCGCUGGUAAAGGACUGAUUGUUGCUGCUUGCUGCGCGUGGAAGCAUGAAGUAUCGCGUUUCGUCCACAAUAUGGUUCAGAACCAGACAACGCAUAUAACGGUUAUUCUUUAAGAAAAGUCGGCCUGGUUUCGCUGUUGGAGGAACAAUAAUCUACAACCGCUUUGCAGAAGCCUCUGCCUCUUGUGGAGACCAGUAGCUGAAUUUUUCAUUGCCGGACAGCAUGUCUAUCAUGGAUCAUAGCCCCACCACUGCAGUUGUGACAAUCAUUGUAAUACUCAUUGCCGUUGCUGCACUAGGGGCAUUAAUUCUUGGCUGUUGGUGCUACUUGCGACUGCAGCGUAUCGGCCAGUCUGAAGAUGAAGAAAGCAUUGUCGGUGAAGGUGAAACCAAGGAGCCCUUCUUGCUGGUACAGUAUUCAGCCAAGGGCCCACGGGUGGAGCACAAGACCAAGCUCACCCCUAACGGCACAGAGAGCCACACUUAAUCUCUCUUCGCAAUGUAAAAUAUGUGGUGGACCAUGUUCAGGCUCUUUCAAGUCUAAUGAUUUCAAUACGUCAUAUUAUUACGCAGUACUGACGUUAAAUUCCAUUUGAAAUGGUGCUAGAACUUCACCUUUUAAACAAGCUGAUAAAUGAUGACAAAAUUAGUGCAUGCAGUUGUCUAGUUUGUUGCUUUGAGUAAUGACCAUUGAUUGUUUUCACCCCUUUUGUGGUGGUCCGGUAUAGAGCCCUAUCAUAAUGUGAAAUUGCUGAUUGUCUGCAUUUGUUGUCAUAUGCAAUGCUAUUUAUUUAUUUUGUUUGCCCUUAACUGCUUUCAUCCAGAGCUGGCUCUGGUAUCAAGAUCAAUACACAUUUUCAUUUCACUGACCAUGUCAAAACGAUGGUUAAAGCUUUUGAACAGUUUAAAGCUUAUUAACCACUUGUCAUCGUUAUAUUUUUAAUAGAAGCACGCCAAGAUGCCAUAAAUGGGUGACUAACAAAAUCUGUCAAGAAAUGUCCAGGUGUAACCCAAAAUGUAUGCAAAAAAUUAUUAUGUUUUUAGGACCUUUAAUGGGAUAGUUUCCCCAAAAAUGAAAAUGCUCUCAUAAUUUACUCACCCUCACGCUAUGCCAGAUGUAUACACUUAUUUGUUCUGCUCAACACAAAGAUUUUUAGAAAAAUAUUUCAGAUCUGUUGGUCCAUACAAUGCAAGUGAAUGGUGACUAGAACUUUGAAGCUUCAAAAAGCAUAUAAAUUAGGCAUGAAAAAAAUCCAUAAGACUUCAGUGGUUUAAUCCAUGUCUUCAGAAGUGAUAUGAUAGGUGUUGGGAGAAACAGAUCAAUAUUUAAGUUUAAUUAACCUUUUUACAAUAAAUCUCCUCUUCCAAUUUUUUUGGGCAUUUCACCCCCUACUGUUAAGUUGAAUUUAUUGUUAAAAAAAAAUACUUCUGCAGAAUUGGGGUCAAAUGUGCUAAGUAUCAUGAAUGUUAAUGGUCCUCCAUUUUUUGAUUUUGAAGUCAAAUUGGACCAGGACAUUUUCUUGACAGGCUUGGUGAGAACCCAAGUUGUGUAAAAGUAAAUUGGUUUACCAAAGGUCUUAGAUUACAUUCAACCAUGGUUUACAAUCAUGCUAUCAUUUGCACUUUUUAACUUUCAUUUAAUGUGUUACUGAUUUCAUAACAGCACUUGCUGUUUUCAAUUUAAUCCUGCUAGGAAGCCACAAUAAGAAUGAAGGCCAAUGACUGGGCCCCAUUUAUUAUAGUUUUAUUCUGUUGGAUCCAGAGGCAUUCACUUUUGUGGUUGAGCACAUUUCUACAUUGUAAGGUUGAGAUCAUUUUAAAGUGUAAAAUUAUUUUUAUAGAUGGCUUGUUGUGCAGCUGGAUAACAAAAACAGUCCUUCACAGUAUCAUUUACUUUCAUUUGAAUCCAGAUGUUUUGGUGAUGUAGCAGUGUUUGAUGUUUGUACAUGUUAAGAAAUUGAGAGAGAUUAUUUAUUUUUAUACAAGAUCCAUGCAAAUGUUGUCUCUAGAAUUCAUUGAGCAAAGUCAACAAGCCUUUUAAGGAAGGUAGCCAAAUCAAAGCCUAAAAUGCAGCUAAAAUUAUUUAAUUGAUGUUACUAGUACUUUAUCAUAUAUUUAGGGCACUGUCAUACAUUCUAUGGCGAAUGAUUUUUGUGAAUUGAACAAUGAGAGCUCUCCAAUAAGCCACAUGAAGGAUAGUGCAUGCAUGUUAAUUGAAUUUGCAUAUUUGAGAAGGCUGAGCAUUGAUGAGAUUGUCACUCAUCCCAGUGAGUCCAGCGUUUUGAACAAUAAAACUGCAUUUGUAACUAGAGGAAAUGUCAGCCUAGUGUCUGCUCAUGAGUUUUGUUUGUAUUUGCAAGAUUUUAAAAUGGUACCUUUUACACUUCAAUGUUAUAAGUAGCACUAGGUUUGAAUUGAAUGGCUUAUUGAUACCAAACAUAGUACCUUAUAUGGCUCUCAUUUGAAGGUACCAAAUGGAUUAAUAAUAGUAUUUUGUGUUUGAAACACACUGUUGCUGGUACACAAUCCAAAAAACCAAAAACAUACUGAAUACAUCCAUUUAGGCCCAAUCGUGCAUUAAAUCAGAUACUGGAUUCUGACUUACAAUUCUUACAAAAGUGUAUGUCCAAUUUGGAUAAUUAAGUCAGCUAUAAUAAAGUUGAAUGCUUUUACAGAUUUAAAUGAUCUUGCUUGUAUAGCAUGAUUACUGUAUUUACUUGUAAGUAUAAAAAUUCAUAGGAGUGUUGAGAAACCGAAUGUCUGAUGAAUGCAAACUAUGUGCAGUGUCUGAGGUAUGCAGUGCAGAAAUGUUUGAAAGAGUAGAUGUGACUACAGAAAAGUGCCAUACAUGUCUAAGAGCUUGUGUAGUGUACCCAACGGUGUAUAACAUACCUUUAAUUAAAUUGCAGUUCACCAAAAAAAUUAUUUAGUUUGUGGUGACUCAUGUAAACUUCCACUGAACAGUACUGAAGUUUACAUCAAAAUAAGGGAGUUGCCCCACCUUUUGACCAGUUCUUAAGACAAAAAUAGAUUUAAUCAUUUGUUUUUAUUAACUAUAGUCACCAUCUGAUUUUAAACCAGAGCAUGUGUGUCAUUCAAUAAUAAUAAUUAAAAAAAAAGGAUUAAAAUGUAGGAAAUAAAAAUGCUCAAAGAGCAAAAUCUAAAUGCUCACCAGAUCCAAGCCAGAAUGCAUUUAUUGAAAAUUUGUAUAGAAGUGCAAAUAGAAAGGUCAUUCUUUUCCAGUAUCUCUCACUCAUGGGUAAAACAUGUCAUGACAUCAACCAAACUCACUUGUGUGAUGCCAACUAUAUCCCUUAUCACAUCUCUAUUAAUACACCAAAAUGGUAUCAAUUUGGAAGCUGAAAAGAUGAAGACUUUGCGUUUUAUGUUGGUCCAUAUAAUACCAACAGGCUUUAACACAGCAAUCAUACAAUAUACUAAUUUGGUGAGGAUGUUGAAUAACAGAAACAGGACCCAACAUUCCAAAACGACAGUAAAGAAACAGCAAAAAAAAAAAAAA